Brugia pahangi is the source of this 360-nucleotide messenger RNA. The record is from the annotation of a GenBank genome assembly. Lineage: Eukaryota; Metazoa; Nematoda; Chromadorea; Rhabditida; Onchocercidae.
AUGUAUGAUACUCAGACCGUUAACACAAUUCAUGGAUGUAUGUUACUCAGACCGUUAACACAAUUCAUGGAUGUGUGUUACUCAGACCGUUAUCGCAAUUCAUGGAUGUAUAAUGCUGAGAGCGUUAAUUACAAUUCAUGGAUGUAUGAUUCUCAGACCGUUAAUACAAUUCAUGGAUGUAUGAUUCUCAGACCGUUAACACAAUUCAUGGAUGUGUGUUACUCAGACCGUUAUCGCAAUUCAUGGAUGUAUAAUGCUGAGAGCGUUAAUCACAAUUCAUGGAUGUAUGAUACUCAGACCGUUAACACAAUUCAUGGAUGUGUGUUACUCAGACCGUUAUCGCAAUUCAUGGAUGUAUAA